Molecule: messenger RNA, 1801 nt
Organism: Triticum aestivum (bread wheat)
Lineage: Eukaryota; Viridiplantae; Streptophyta; Magnoliopsida; Poales; Poaceae
Exons: 3
Coding region: 72-761 (229 amino acids)
Source: RefSeq, a predicted model, not a curated record
CGCUCACGAGCAGAAGCACAAACCCCUCCCCCCGUACUUGCCAGCCUGCCACACACAGCGUCGCCGGCAAAAUGCCCCUCCUGCUCCGACGCCUCGUCGGCGCCGUCGCCGUCGCGGCCCCCCUCCGCCGCUCCCUCUGCACGGCGGCCCCGCGCCCUCCCUGGGCCAUGGUGAACAGCCAGGCGGCGCUGGACGCGUCAGGGGCGCCGUCGCAGAGCGCGCGCGCGCUCGUCGACCUCAACACCAUCCCGUGCGUCUCCCACCUCUCCGUCCCCGCUCGCCUCGUCACCCCCCACGGCGACGACAUGGGUUCCCUCGUGGGCAUCGUCCGCGGCGCGAGCAGCGACGGCCUCCUCCUCCUCGACUUCAUCGACGCCCGCCACCGCCCCUUGUGGCCACACGAAUUCGCCGCGGCCCGCGGCGGCGUGGAACCGGAGGGCAAGCUCUUCGUCUGCAACCCUCUCAGCGGCCAGCUGGUCCGCCUCCCGGCCCCGGGCAUGGAUGUCCCCAAAAUGGGAAGUACCUCUUUCGGCCUGCUCACCCAAUCUCAAGGCUCACACGGCCCGCCGGAUAGGUACGUGGUCGGUCAGCUCAGUAAAAGCAGUCGCGGGGGAGGGGUGUGGCGCAGGGUCGUUCGCCGGUUUCUGUCCGAGACAGGGGAGUGGGACGAGCGGCCGCUGGUCGGGGUGGCCGAGUUGGAUCCUGGGCGGAGCAUGAUGAUCAACCAUGAGGUACUGGCGUUCGGCGACCGGCUGUGGUAGCUGGACGUGGCCUGGGGUGCCUGCUCCGUCGACCCCUUCAGCGACCGGCCGGAGCGCCGCUUCGCCGAGCUGCCGCGCUCCAGCGUGCUGCCUGUUUCUGAUUCCCCGACGCUGAGCAGGUACCGGCGCAUGGGGGUCAGCGAGGGGAAGCUGCGCUACGUCCAAGUGUCCCAUGGACACAAGCACGACAAGUGGUGCGUGAUCCUUUCGUUUUUGCUGGAUGACGAGACCUACAGCUGGGCGCUGGAUCACGGAGUUGAAAUUACAGAUCGGCAAGACCCUUGCUAUGUUCAAAUUGCUGCCGUAGAUCCAUUCAAUGCCAACCUUGUGUACCUCCAACAUGGUAGCGCUGUUAUUGCCAUGGACCUGGCUAAGGGGAAGGAGAUUUGGAGGGGUUACCUGCCUAAGGAAUUCCUCUUUCAGAAGUUGCUCCACUGUAGUCUUCUUGUUCCGUGCGUGCUCCCAACAUGGCUUGCCACAAGCCAUAUCCCUUCUGCAGGAACCCUUUCAAGCAACAAGGCUGAUUGCAAAAGGAAGACUUUGGCAGACAUACUGGUUCGCAUAGACAAAUGUUAGACAAACGGAAACGUGACAGCUAAUUUGUCUCCGAUUCCUUAAAUUUGACCAAAAACAGAGUUGAAGGUGGCACCUGCGAGACAGGAGCUCUUAUUUUAGGGGAAUUCUGUGACAAUUCUGGGCUUGCUCUUUUGGCUGAUGCAAUUCUCUUUGAAAAGGAUCAGAAAUCCAACUUUACUUGCGAGUUGUGAGAGAUCAUGCCUAUGCUCUUUGUAAAAUGUUAAUGCCCUUAAGUGUUUAGUUCUGACAUGUUUCGUUUUGCAUUCAUCAAAUCUGGGAUAUGCUUGAUUGGAUAUUUGCAUGCUGAUGAUGAGAAAUGUAUGAGCUCUCUUUAUCUUAUUACUUCCUCCCCCUAUGUAAUUCGUAUUGAAAUCUCUAAAAAGACUUAUAUUUAGGAACGGAGGGAGUAGAUGCUUCUGCAUAACAAGAAAGCGAACCUCUCACUGGCAUAAAUGCUAAUUCUA